AUGUACGAACAGGAAGAUGCAUUUUAUUCGCGCCCGUCGAUCCGCAUAAAUGUUCCCGACCACCUGAAGAACCUCCUUGUCGACGACUGGGAGAAUGUCACAAAGUCACUGCUUCUCGUCCCUCUUCCCAGUCAAGCGCCUGCGAACUUCAUCAUUGACGAGUAUUUCAACGAAGAGAAGAUUAACCGACGCCUCGGGUCUGCUGAGGCAGACAUCUUGGAGGAAUUUUGUGCGGGAUUGAAAAUGUACUUUGAGAAGGCGGUGGGAAAGAUCUUGCUUUAUCGCUUUGAGCGAAGCCAGCUGGCAGAGGUCCGCAAGCUCUGGGAAUCCGGCAAGUACAAGGACUGGGAGGGCAAAGGUCCAGGUGACUGCUAUGGCGCCGAACACCUUACUCGCAUGAUUGUCAAUCUCCCUGAAAUGAUUGCCCAGACAAAUAUGGACGCUGAAGCUGUAUCCCGCCUGAAAACCGAGUUGAGCAAAUUCUCCACCUGGCUGUCCCGCAAUAGCUCCAAGUUCUUCUGCGCCAAAUACGAGAAACCGAGUGCCGAGUAUGUUGAGAAUGCCCGUUAG
This is a messenger RNA of Cladophialophora yegresii CBS 114405, 570 nucleotides long. Its product is annotated as mortality factor 4-like protein 1. The record is from RefSeq and is a predicted model, not a curated record. Lineage: Eukaryota; Fungi; Ascomycota; Eurotiomycetes; Chaetothyriales; Herpotrichiellaceae. The transcript has 3 exons. Gene Ontology annotation, cellular component: NuA4 histone acetyltransferase complex; nucleus; Rpd3S complex. The coding region runs from base 1 to 570 and encodes 189 amino acids. Gene Ontology annotation, biological process: regulation of DNA-templated transcription; chromatin organization.